This is a messenger RNA of Scophthalmus maximus (turbot), 1315 nucleotides long. RefSeq names its product metaxin 2 (gene mtx2). The transcript is spliced from 10 exons. Gene Ontology annotation, biological process: mitochondrion organization. Gene Ontology annotation, cellular component: SAM complex. The coding region runs from base 148 to 927 and encodes 259 amino acids. The record is from RefSeq and is a predicted model, not a curated record. NCBI's taxonomy places the organism in Eukaryota, Metazoa, Chordata, Actinopteri, Pleuronectiformes, Scophthalmidae.
UUCCUCCCCCGGACACUAAUAGCGGUGGGACCGGCCGGUGACUGCUGCAGAACAAGCACUUGCCCUUAAACUUGUCUGCAGUGGAAACUGACCUCACCUCGCAUUAAAACACUCAUUUGAGAAGGAAACAUUACAGCAGCUGACACCAUGUCGCUCGCGGCGGAGGCCUUCGUGUCGCAGAUGGCAGCUGCCGAGCCUUGGCCUGAAAACGCAUCCUUGUACCAACCGCUGAAGGAGGAUCAGAUCCUGCUGUCAGACUGCGCCACAUCUCUCGCUGUUCAGGCCUACCUCAGGAUGUGUGGUUUACCAGUGCAGGUGGUUUGCCGAGCAAACGCAGAAUACAUGUCACCUUCUGGUAAGAUUCCCUUCAUUCACGUAGGGAACCAGGUGGUGUCUGAACUCGGGCCAAUAGUCCAGUUCACCAAAGCAAAGGGUCAUUCUCUGAGCGACGGGUUGGACGAUGUGCAGAGAGCUGAAAUGAAAGCCUACAUGGAGCUGGUCAACAACAUGCUGCUUACUGCUGAGCUUUACAUCCAGUGGUGUGAUGAGGCGACAGCAGCAGAGAUUUCCCGCCCCAGGUACAGCAGCCCGUACCCGUGGCCCCUGAGCAACAUCCUGGCCUAUCAGAAGCAGUGGGAGGUUCGCAGGAAGAUGAACGCCGUCGGCUGGGGAGGGAAGAACCUAGAGCAGGUUUAUGAGGAUGUGAGUCAGUGCUGCCAGGCUCUCUCCCAGCGGCUGGGAACACAACCGUUCUUCUUUAACAAACAGCCCACGGAGCUGGACGCGCUGGUGUUCGGUCACCUCUUCACCAUCCUGACGACCAGGCUGACCAGCUCCGAGCUGGCGGAGCGGAUCAAGAGCUACAGCAACCUGCUGUCGUUCUGCCGACGCAUCGAACAGACCUACUUCGAAGACAAGAGCUCCUGAACAUCACCAAACCUCACCGGCAUCAUUUCGUCUUGUACAUUCUCGUCUCUCAUUCCCUCUCCGUAGCAGCGAGAAACAAAAAAAACACACUCGUCCCAUUUUGCUUCCUGCUUAUACAUUGUUGUUGCACAUCUGGUCGGAGUCCGUUAAAAGGUAUUUGGAUGUUUCAACUGCACAUAACUACAUAACUCCUGCAUCAAACUACCCUUCAAUCACAGUAAAGAUUCUAUGGGGUAUGAUAAAUGUGUUUACAUUUAUCUUUGAUCUAAAAAAUAUAUUUUUUUCCAAUUUAUUUAGUCUGAUCUGCAUAUCUGUUUUUAACUUUUAGCCUUCACUAGACAACAAAGUAUUUAAAUCUUCAGCGUUGCAGGAAAUAAAUGAAAAAUAU